GAAUUAUGCAGAAGGAUGAUUGUAAACUGUCACGCUGUAUGUAUUUCAGGAAGGUCCGGGCUAAAAGGCUAUUUCACCACUGACUAUUCCACGGACUCCUGCAUGUACGGCUGUGGUUACUCCUACCACAGCUGCUCCUGCAGAAAUGACUGCUGGUACUAUUAUAACUGUUGCUCCGACUAUAGAGAAUACUGUGAUCCGGUAACGAGUACCAUGCCAGGUAUUACAGUCCCUAUAGAUUCCUGUGGAGGUGUAUUAACAAGCUCAUCUGGGUAUUUUUCCAGCCCUAAUUACCCCUAUGGCUAUUUCAACAAUGCACGCUGUACUUGGCAAAUAAAGGUUCCCAGUGGACAAAGGAUCGUUUUGGCACUCGUAGACAUACGAUUGGAGAACUGCGGGUGUUGUGACAGUGUCACAGUGUAUGAUGGCAUCUCAACCAGCUCCACACUCUUGCAAUCAUUUUGCCAUAACAAUGGAAGAGGCCAACCAGUCUACUCUUCUUCAAACUACCUGACUGUAGUCUUUAAAACAGACUCCUCUGUUACAAAUAUUGGGUUUAAAGCCAUCUACAACACUGGACAAGACAGCUGUAGGUACAACUGCGGCUACAGUUUGGGAACCUGCUCCUGUUCCUCCUCUUGUGAAUUCAAUGGAAACUGCUGCCCUGAUUUCUGUGCCCACUGUUACACUGGUAAGAUAUGA
Messenger RNA from Brienomyrus brachyistius, 702 nucleotides. RefSeq names its product deleted in malignant brain tumors 1 protein-like. The record is from RefSeq and is a predicted model, not a curated record. Bases 16 to 702 code for a protein of 228 amino acids. Lineage: Eukaryota; Metazoa; Chordata; Actinopteri; Osteoglossiformes; Mormyridae. The transcript is spliced from 4 exons.